This is a messenger RNA of Tilletiaria anomala UBC 951, 1780 nucleotides long. RefSeq lists its product as uncharacterized. The transcript is spliced from 3 exons. Bases 100 to 1680 code for a protein of 526 amino acids. The record is from RefSeq and is a predicted model, not a curated record. Gene Ontology annotation, cellular component: nucleus; cytosol; mitochondrion. Gene Ontology annotation, molecular function: pyridoxal phosphate binding; cysteine desulfurase activity. NCBI's taxonomy places the organism in Eukaryota, Fungi, Basidiomycota, Exobasidiomycetes, Georgefischeriales, Tilletiariaceae. Gene Ontology annotation, biological process: [2Fe-2S] cluster assembly.
CUCCAUCUUCAUCAUCGUCGUGAGUGCCAGCAUCGCACCUUCAUCGCAAGGUGUCCAUCUAGUGAUCGCAUCCAGCGAGAUACACCAGCGCAGCACAACAUGUACGCAAUCAAGAGAGCAGCAGGCUCGUCCCUCUCAGCUCUUCGGGGCAGCGCGCAGGCAGGGCCCUCUUCAUGCGCUCGCAAUCUAUGCAUCGCAGCCACUGCAGCUGCUGCGAGCUCUCCUUCUGGCUAUUCUUCCGCCACCGCAGCGCUCGCAACUGCGCCGCAAGGGCGAAAUGCAUUACACAAACGGGGGGUGUCUUCAUCCGCCACCCAGCAAAUGGCGACGCCAGUGGAUGUUGAGAAGCCAAAUGUCAGAGCUGGUGUCGGGAGCGCACAAGGGACCGGUAAAAAUCUACUGAGUGAGGUCCUCGAUUCGAUGCCCCGCCACUCAACAGCCAAUCGACCGAUCUACCUCGAUGCGCAAUCCACCACUCCCUUGGAUCCACGCGUACUGGACGCCAUGAUGCCCUACCACACGAACCAAUACGGAAAUCCACACUCCCGGACGCAUGCUUACGGCUGGGAGUCGGAAACAGGCGUGGAAGAGGCGAGGAAGCGCGUCGCGGAGCUGAUCGGUGCUGACGCUAAAGAGAUCAUCUUUACCUCGGGCGCCACCGAGUCGAACAACAUGGCGCUGAAAGGUGUCGCUCAUUUUUAUGGCAGCAAGAAGAACCACAUCAUCACCACGCAGACUGAGCACAAGUGCGUACUGGACAGCUGCAGGCGGCUGCAGGAGGAAGGGUACGAGGUGACCUAUCUGGGCGUGCAGAACAACGGUCUGGUCGACCUCAAAGAGCUCGAGGCGGCGCUACGCCCGACGACGGCAGUUGUCAGCAUCAUGACCGUCAACAACGAGAUCGGAGUUAUCCAGCCGAUGAAGGAGAUUGGGCGGCUGCUAAAGACAAAAGGUGCCGCGCUGGCCAAGUCCGCCGGGUUGUCUGGCAAGCCGCUCUUCCACACUGACGCAGCGCAGGCCGCCGGCAAAAUUCCGAUCAGCGUCGAUGAGAUGGGCGUCGACAUCAUGUCACUGUCCAGCCACAAGCUGUACGGGCCCAAGGGUAUCGGCGCAGCAUACGUCCGCAGGAGGCCGCGCGUGAGGCUUCAGCCGAUCAUCAAUGGCGGCGGACAGGAGCGUGGGCUGCGCAGUGGCACGCUUUCGCCGGCGCUCGUUGUCGGGUUUGGCGAGGCGGCUAGGCUUGCGAAGCAGGAACUUGCUUAUGACCAUGCACAUGUCACCCGUCUCGCAAAGCGUCUGCGCACCAAUAUCAUGUCCGCCAUGACACACGUCAUCCUCAACGGCGACCCGAACGGGUACCCUGGCUGUACGAACAUCUCCUUCCAAUACGUUGAAGGCGAGUCGCUACUCAUGGCGCUCAAGGACGUCUGCCUUUCCUCCGGCUCGGCGUGCACAUCAGCAUCGCUCGAGCCCUCGUAUGUCCUGCGCAGCCUGGGCCUGAACGACGAGAAUGCGCAUUCUAGUCUGCGCUUCGGCAUCGGCAGGUUCACGACAGAUGAAGAGGUGGAUUACGUCUCGGAGAAGAUCAUCAAGGUCGUCAACAGGUUGCGGGACAUGAGUCCGCUGUGGGAACUGGUACAAGAAGGUGUGAAUUUGGAAGAAAUCGAAUGGACUGCAUGAAGUCUUCUGGUUGGCUUUGUACAUAAACUCGCUUAGGAGCGUCUCCGUUCAAAAUCAGUCCGCAAAUGGUGGCACUGUCAUACUCAAAGAAUCAUGGCGC